AGCUGGAUAUUAAGAAAUUUUGUUAUGGAAAAAACAAUGUACCAUAGUCUAUUCGUUGAGAGAGCAGUGUUGGUUCUGGUCGUGGAGUUUGUUCUAAUGUUCAUUAAGACCUCAUUAAGAGCUCAGUAAGAAUAAUUAAGACCUCACUCGAGGCGCCGAGUUCUUGGUGUGGAAACCAGCCUUAUGGAGUUCAACAUUAUGAAUUAGAAAAAGUACUUUAACUACAUUUUCUCUGCAAUAAUAUAAAAGUACAACACAUCAUUGUGUAGAACUUGCGGUGUUACGUAUCACUAACGAAUAGCAAUUUUGUUAGCGGGAGCGACUGAUUUUACAGAUAGCUCAAUACAGGCGACUUACUAAAAGAAAUAGACUAUAGUGUCGCUCUUCACACGUGAUAUCCACAACCCCCCCAACACCCACUCCCACCUUCACUCCACCUCUUUUGGCAUUUAGCCAUAUUGCCAGUCUUCCGUUAUGCCUGGUGUCUAGCCUGUACAGCCAAGCUAAUAUGUUUAUGGUUAUUUAUACUGUUAUGUGCACAACUGCAGUCAGCUUCUAAAUUUAGCGUGCCACUGUUUACAUAUGCUGAGUUCAGGGCCUGCUGUCUGCCUCUGCCUUAGAAUGUUCCAGAAUACCCUCAGUUCGGGGCCUGUUUGUUUACGACAAGUGUCCCAGAAUACCCUCAGUUCGGGGCCUGUUUGUUUACGACAAGUGUCCCAGAAUUUUCUUAUUCUAGAAAAUUCCACCAGUCUAUAUAAGACCUAUGAAAGCAGGUCAAAGUGGGGUGGGGGGAGGAGAAUUAUUGAGAGCUUUGGAUGCCUUCGCUGUGCAUUACUUUAGUAGGCCUUUUGUGCUAAAUUUUGGUGUCCUUAUAGCCUCUGGCUUUGUUAUAUCAUAUCUGCACCGAGCACUUGUUCAGUUUGAACUUGUAUAUUUAAUUUGUGCUCUUGUGCACACAGUGCUUGUUAAUACACGGACCCUGUCUGUGGAAUUUUGUGUAUAUUUCGUCAUACACUCAGUUAUACUGUGGAUUUUCCCUCUUAUUUGUGCAUUUAUGCCUGUAUGGUUUUCCGCAUUGUGGAAUAUAUGCGUCCGUUUGGACUUGACACCGUUGUACAUGCCACGUCAAAGCUGUUGGUGAAUUAUCCACAGAAACAACGUGAUGAAAUUCUGGAUUUCUUGUUCAAGCCGAACUAUGGUGCAUCGUUGCACAUACUCAAAGUGGAAAUUGGAGGAGACGCGGAGAGCACGGACGGUAGCGAGGCUUCUCACAUGCACGAGAAUGGGGACGAGAAUUACCAGAGAGGUUACGAAUGGUGGCUAAUGACGGAGGCCAAAAAGAGGAACCCUGAUAUUUUGCUGUAUGGAUUACCUUGGGCGUUCCCUGGGUGGCUUGGAAAUGGCACCCAAAACCCCUAUGUUGACCCGGAAAUUACUGCUGAUUACGUCAUCAGGUGGAUUAUGGGAGCGCAGACAUUUUACAACCUCAAGAUCGAUAUUGUGGGCAUCUGGAAUGAACGUCCUUACAACAAAACGUAUAUAAAGGUUCUCCGGAAGAUGCUGGAUAGCAGGAGAUUGUUCCAGGUGCGGAUCUGUGCACCUGAUGGUAACGGAGUGGAGAUUGCCGAGGAUAUGCUCAGAGAUCCACAGCUCGCUGCCGCCGUGGAUUUCAUAGGAGCCCACUACCCUGGGACAGUAUCAGCACCUGCAAGUCUGCAGACCGGCAAACAGUUGUGGGCAUCAGAAGAUUACAGCACGUAUAACGACAACACAGGGGCCGGUUGCUGGGCGAGGUUAAUCAACCAGAACUAUGUGAAUGGAAUGAUGUCAUCGACAAUAGCCUGGAACCUAGUGGCGGCUUAUUACCAAGGCUUGCCGCACUUCCGGGAGGGUCUGAUGACAGCUGUGGAACCCUGGGGUGGGAACUACCGGGUGGAGGCCCCUAUAUGGAUCACGGCCCACACAACCCAGUUUACGAAACCCGGAUGGAAGUAUCUCCGUCACGGAUCGGGAGUGGGAAAGUUAACAGCUGGGGGCAGCUACGUAACCUUUACUGACCCGGAAGUAAAUAGCCUCACCAUCGUCAUAGAAACCAUGAGCCAUGAUCACUCAGUCUGCAUUCGUCCGCCAUUACAACCUUACAGCGUACAGCCUCAGACGGCUACUUUCAAACUAUCAGGCAGUUUUGCACAACUAAGGUCACUGAAUGUGUGGUUUACCGAAUUUGCUUUUGACGGAAGCGACAGCGUCCUUUUCCAGCAAAACAUCCAGUUGAUAGUGGGGUAUUUUUAUAUCAAUGUAACUAAUAGCACAAUAACACUAUCUCUGGGAGUGGAUGAGAUGUACACAUUGACCACGGUAUCUACUGGACAGAAAGGCACUGCGCCCAACCCCUUGCCGUCCAAGCCCUUCCCUCUGCCCUAUAAAGAUGACUUUGAAGCUUACCCGGCCCAUACGGAACCGUACAACCUGGCCCAGCAGAAAGGAGUGUGGGAGGUAAUAGACCUGGGUGCGCCCCGGGGUAAAGUCAUUCGGCAGAUGAUGGCAGAACUGCCCGUGUAUUGGUGUAUGCAUGGUCCUCAGCAUCUACCCCAUACAGUCAGCGUCAUUGGCAGUACUAACUGGACGGAUAUUUAUGUUGAGGUGGAGGCCCGGGUAGGGGCUGUGAACGGCACAGACGGAGUGUUCGUGGCCGCUCGGAUUGACAACGGAGGAUGCAACGUGAGCUAUGCACUCGGCUAUUAUUUUGUCAUCUACCCUUCAAAACAGCAAUACCAGCUGACACACGAUAUUAUCCGCCAAGAUAUCAUUAAGUCUGGACCGGCACCAACAAAUUCUGACUGGAACACCUUAGGUCUACUUAUACAGAACGGAAUUUCUGUGGGCUGGUUGAAUGGACAGAAGCUGUUUACAGUUGCUAUACCAGCUACCCCCGAAAGUGGCUUCGUGGGAAUUGGAACAACUAACGUCGGAAUUGUUGACUUCGAUAACCUGCAGAUACGAACAAGUCAAGACGGACUGAAGAAAAUAAACCGAGUUCUCAAAAGCAACGACCGUCGUUAAAACUUC
This is a messenger RNA of Liolophura sinensis, 3069 nucleotides long. RefSeq names its product galactocerebrosidase-like. Gene Ontology annotation, cellular component: lysosome. Lineage: Eukaryota; Metazoa; Mollusca; Polyplacophora; Chitonida; Chitonidae. Gene Ontology annotation, biological process: galactosylceramide catabolic process. The record is from RefSeq and is a predicted model, not a curated record. Gene Ontology annotation, molecular function: galactosylceramidase activity.